GUUUAUUAAUUGGAUACUGUAUUGUAUGUAUAUUUCUAAUAGCUGUCUAUGUAUUUACAGGAUUCUGUGUUAUACGGCUGGUCUGAAUGGAACAAAGGAAGGGGAGUUUAUAAAACGCUACGAGCCACAGAGGGGCACUAUUUACGCCAUAGAGUUUGAUUCCAGCGGUAAACUGUUUGCUGUGAAUGGUCCAGGAUUCCCUGUCACGGAAGGAUUUACAUUAGAUACGAUGGGAAACAUCGAGGAAUUUUGGGGACCAACCAAUAAUGGCUUCCCGGGACAACCGCAUGAUGUGACUGUAUCACGCGACGGCAGUAAUGUAUUUGUUGGAGAUAUUGAAGGGUCUCCAAAAUUGUGGAGAUUUUCAAGUACAGAAGUACCCGUAAAAACUGUUGGAAAAUGAAUUUGAAAAGAUAUUUCUUUAAAAAAUAAUAAACUAAAAUAAAAAAAAAAUAAGUAAACCAUUUCAACAUAUUGUGACACUAUUAUAUUUUGUAUAUAUACAUUUAUUCGGGGUUGCCAUACAUAGACUCAUGUGUCUGAUUUAUAUUAAAGUAGGUCAGAUUAAUAUUUAAGAAAGUUUAUAUUUGAGCUGAGUUAUUUUCCCAAAAGUAUCCAAUUAUAAGAAGAAAGUAAUGAACUAAAUUGGCAUAUUUAUAAAACGAUAUAAUAUUCUCUUCAAUGUGGAAUCGAUUUGUGAAUUUUGCAGAAAUCUAACUUAUAGUGUUACCUAAAAUACAAUGUAUUUACAAGUAUAGAAUCCAAUAUUUUAUAGUAAAAACAUUAUAUCUAACUUACAUCUACAAGUAUUACUUAAUGUUAGUUUGUUUUUGUUUUGUUUCUUCUAAUAAUAAUGCUAAUUUGAAACUCAUUUAUUAAAGAACAUCAUUGUUUUUGCAUAAUUACAAAUAAAUCAUUAUUACUCUA
Messenger RNA from Ruditapes philippinarum (Manila clam), 927 nucleotides. Its product is annotated as probable peptidyl-glycine alpha-amidating monooxygenase pamn-1. NCBI's taxonomy places the organism in Eukaryota, Metazoa, Mollusca, Bivalvia, Venerida, Veneridae. The coding region runs from base 26 to 403 and encodes 125 amino acids. The record is from RefSeq and is a predicted model, not a curated record. The transcript has 3 exons.